AAAUCGCGUCUCUCCCGGACGGGUCGCGAUGACUCGCAGAUCCCGGGCGGAGCGCGUGACGCGAAAGCCGUUUCGGGCGCGAUUGAGAGCGGGCUGACGCCAGUGCGCAUGCGCCGAGCCGUCCCGGCCAACCCCCGGGGUUGAAUUUUCUUGGAGAAAGACAGGCCGGCCAUCAGGAAAACAAACGAGCCUCAGCAACACCUAAGCCCUUGAAAGGAUCCUGAGAGAGGGGGGAAAGGGGAAAGCAGCGGCCACCAGCCCAACCACUGUGUCUUCCACCCCUUCCCACCUGUCUUGCUCACCCCACCAGCCCACGCUCUCCGCUUGGGACUUGCAAUCUGUGGCCGAAGGACCCGUCACCACAUAACUUCAAAAAUAAUCAACCACCCUCCCCGCCCAAACCCGCCCAAUCUCACUCAUCCAGCAUUUCCUUUUUGAUAUCCACUCAGGAAAUUUUUUUCUUCCCAACGAACCCCCCUCUCCCUAAAAGGAGUUGGGUGGGGGGGAAUGUGAAUACUGAGUUGGUCUUUACUUUUUUUCAAGAGACUUUUUUUUGAUCCAAUGAGGCCCCCCAAGUAAUUGAGUUUGGGUCCUGGUUGGUUGUUUUAUUUUUUUUUUCCUCCAAAAUUUUACCCCUCCCUCCCCCUGAGCCCGAGGUGCUGACGUCGCAAAAAAAUUGGAUAGUAAGUGUCGAAUUUUCAAAAACCAGCCUUGCAACAAGAAAUCAACGUUUCCCGUUGUGAAACCAAAAAUAAUGAGAGGAAGAAAUGAGACCAUAGAACAAAUGUAGAAUACUGGAGAAGGACCAAUCGGGUCUCUAAAAUCUCCAUUAAAAAGGUCCUGUGGGUCUAAGCAGUCUUUUGUUCUCUCCCCUGCCACCUGCCUCUUCCCUGCUGUGGAGCAGGCAAGGAGAGGGUGAAGGGAGGGCCAGCAAGUGAGGAUAUUGACGGUUAACCCUUGAUAAUCCAGCAAAUAUCCAGACUGCCAAAGCAUAAGCCUUUGCUAUUAUAAGGAGGAAUGGUUACCUUCCUCUGGUUAGCAGUCUUCAAAAGGGUUAAUGAGCUCACAUACAAAAGAUGGUGGAUCUUGUGGCCCAGAAGUCCCACUUCUUUGUGUGUGAGACAAGCAGAGCGCCUUUCAAUUUGCCAGAUUAAUAAGCAAUCUGUACAUAAAGAUUGCAGGGUAAGGAGAUGGGCAGAGAGAAGUAUUAGCUGGCUAUGUCUUUAAAGUGAUUGUUAAAUCCUCUCAAUUUUAAUGUAAUUUGCUUGGGAUAUAUUGUAUGGUUAAAAUAGGUGGCAAUCUAGGAAUAAAGAUUGCAAGACACUUAAAUUUAGGGCAAAAUAUAAUAUUAGUAACAAGUACAUACAAUAUAACAUUUGGGGAGGUAAAGAAUGUCUUGUGAUUGUUUCAGAUUGCAUAGGUUAUUUAAAGCCAAAAGUGAUUAUAACAUUUUUAACUUGAUACUUUUUAGUGGUUGGUGGAUACAGUUAAGAGGGUGGAAAGGUUGGGAAAUGUGGAACUCAGAAGUAUAAUUUUUAAAGCCAUUAGUGCAAUUGAAUGCUAGCUUUCUAGGAGAUUUGUGUCGUUAAAAGAGUUUCUUCCCUGCUUCAAAUAUGGCGACUUUUCCUUGUCCUUUUGUCUUCCAAGCGGCGUUGCAGGUUGUGUCUUGACCCAUUUUUCUCCUGUCCUCCCACCUCAACCCUAUUUGUUGAGGGGUCCCAAGUCCUCCCCCUUUCCGGUUAUAGGGAGGCUUGGGGUGGUCGGCGGUAGUAGCAAAUUGAACUUCAGUUGCAAAUUCAAAUUCUUAACCCGCAGAAAAUUGUAUAUUGAUUUUAUUUUCAGUAAGCUCUUAAACUGAACUAAAAUAGGUCAGAUUGAGGAGUGGGGGUGGAGGGAUGGCCUCUGGUUUUUUAACUUAGUGCUUUGUAGUGUGAGUUAAGCGACCGGCUGGUCUGGAUGGCGUUUUAAUUUCUGAGUCGUCCUCGCCAUAACAAGAUGGCGUCCCUCUCCUUUGUUUUUCUCUUUUGCCAGUCAGCCUAGGGCUGUCCUAGAAACUUGGUCAAGGGGGAGGAGCCACUUUGAAGGAUGAUGUAAUCAGCUUGCUUCCUCUGGAAACUCCACCCCCAAGCAGAUGCUUUCUAUCCCUCUGCAGAUUGCUGCUCGGGAGAAAACGUUUUUAGUUUCCUUUAUCUUUUAUGAAGUAUCUUCCAGGGAUAAAGCUUACUGAGUACAGGAAUGGAGGCUGUCCUUCUCGUGUAGUUGUAGUUUAUGUUUAACAAUGAGCCCAUUCAUUGCUUUAUUUCACCUUUCAUUCAUCACAAACUAGGACAUGUACCUUGCCUGCUUUAGCUGACAGGUGUGGAAAAGUAACCCCCAACUGUACUUUAGGUUUGGGAGACUGGGGCAAGACACAGGGCUUGUGUAACUUGAGUAGACAAUUGGGCCUAACGAAGCUUAAAUGUGCCAUGCGCUCAGGACGCAAAUGUGGGGAAGGGUUGGUACUUGUAGGACUUUCUUAUAAAUCAUCCUUAUUCUCACCUCUCAGUUUGGGAAUAAACUCUUGUGCUCAGUGCCAUCACCUUCUGCAGUUGCUUAGUUCCUGUAUGUUGGCACUAGGAUGAGAAGUGAAUCUUUAGGAAAGGAGGCUGCAGUUGUAAACUCGAGGCAGGGGGAGUCAAGCUACGGUUUCUGAAACCACCAUCAUGGGUUCAGGUCCCAUAGACCCCAAAGAACUUCUCAAGGGCUUGGACAGCUUCCUCACUCGGGACGGAGAGGUGAAGAGUGUGGACGGGAUUGCCAAGAUCUUCAGUCUGAUGAAAGAAGCACGAAAGAUGGUGAGUCGAUGUACGUACUUGAACAUCAUCCUGCAGACCCGAGCCCCAGACGUGCUGGUCAAGUUUAUUGAUGUCGGUGGCUACAAGCUUCUGAACAACUGGCUGACAUAUUCAAAGACAACCAACAACGUUCCUCUCCUGCAGCAGAUUCUGCAGACCCUGCAGCACCUCCCACUCACUGUGGACCAUCUCAAGCAGAACAACACAGCAAAACUAGUGAAGCAGCUGAGCAAGUCAAGUGAGGAUGAAGAGCUCCGGAAAUUGGCCUCAGUCCUCGUUAGUGACUGGAUGGCUGUCAUCCGCUCCCAAAGUAGUGCCCAGCCUGCAGAGAAAGAUAAGAAGAAACGGAAGGAAGAGGGAAAAAGCCGAACUACGCUUCCUGAGAGACCUUUGACUGAGGUGAAAACCGAGACCAGGGCUGAGGAGGCUCCAGAGAAGAAGAAGGAAAAGCCCAAGUCGCUGCGAACCACAGCACCGAGUCACGCCAAGUUUCGCUCCACUGGACUAGAGCUGGACACCCCAUCUUUGGUGCCUGUGAAGAAGAACUCCAGCACUGUGGUGGUGUCAGACAAGUACAACCUGAAGCCCAUCCCCCUCAAGCGGCAGAGUGCCACAGCUGCUCCAGGAGAUGCUGCUCCGCCUGCGGAGAAGAAGUACAAGCCCCUCAACACAACCCCCAACGCCACCAAAGAGAUCAAAGUGAAGAUCAUCCCCCCUCAGCCUAUGGAGGGCCUGGGUUUCCUGGAUGCUCUCAAUUCAGCCCCUGUCCCAGGCAUCAAAAUUAAAAAGAAGAAGAAGGUGCUGUCACCUACAGCUGCCAAGCCCAGCCCUUUUGAAGGGAAAACAAGCACUGAACCGAGCUCAGCCAAACCUUCCUCCCCAGAGCCAACGCCCCCUGCUGAGCCCAUGGACACAGAUCGUCCUGGCACCCCGGUGCCACCUGUUGAAGUCCCAGAGCUCAUGGAUACAGCCUCUUCAGAGCCAGGAGCUCUGGAUGCGAAGCCUGUGGAGAGCCCUGGUGAUCCCAGCCAGCUGACUCGAAAGGGCAGAAAGAGAAAAACAGUGACAUGGCCUGAAGAGGGCAAGCUGAGAGAAUAUUUCUACUUUGAACUGGAUGAAACUGAACGAGUGAAUGUGAACAAGAUCAAAGACUUUGGUGAGGCAGCCAAGCGUGAGAUACUGUCAGACCGACAUGCUUUUGAGACAGCCAGGCGACUAAGCCAUGACAACAUGGAGGAGAAAGUGCCCUGGGUGUGUCCCCGGCCUCUGGUUCUGCCCUCACCUCUUGUCAUCCCUGGAAGCAAUAGUCAGGAGCGAUACAUCCAAGCUGAGCGGGAAAAGGGCAUCCUUCAGGAACUCUUCCUGAACAAGGAGAGUCCUCAUGAGCCCGAUCCUGAGCCCUAUGAGCCUAUACCCCCGAAGCUCAUCCCCUUGGAUGAGGAGUGUUCCAUGGAUGAGGCACCGUAUGUUGAGACCCUGGAGCCUGGAGGGUCUGGUGGCUCACCUGAUGGGGCAGGAGGCUCCAAGCUGCCUCCGGUUCUGGCCAAUCUUAUGGGAAGCAUGGGAGCUGGGAAGAGCCCCCAGGGCCCUGGAGGAGGAGGAGGCAUCAACGUCCAGGAGAUCCUCACCUCCAUCAUGGGCAGUCCAAACAGCCACCCUUCAGAGGAACUACUGAAACAGCCAGAGUACUCAGACAAGCUCAAGCAGAUGCUGGUGCCACAUGGACUUCUAGGUCCUGGUCCUGUAGCCAAUGGCUUCCCACCAGGAGGCCCCGGGGGCCCCAAGGGCAUGCAGCAUUUCCCCCCUGGUCCUGGAGGGCCCAUGCCAGGUCCCCAUGGAGGCCCUGGUGGUCCAGUAGGUCCACGUCUUUUGGGUCCCCCACCCCCUCCUCGGGGAGGUGAUCCCUUCUGGGAUGGCCCAGGUGACCCCAUUCGAGGUGGCCCAAUGCGUGGGGGUCCAGGACCUGGUCCUGGACCAUACCACAGAGGUCGAGGAGGUCGUGGAGGAAAUGAGCCGCCGCCACCCCCUCCAUUUCGAGGAGCCAGAGGAGGUCGUUCUGGAGGAGGACCCCCAAAUGGCAGAGGGGGUCCUGGUGGAGGAGGCAUGGUUGGAGGUGGUGGGCACCGCCCACAUGAAGGCCCUGGAGGAGGAAUGGGCAGUGGACAUCGUUCCCAUGAAGGCCCGGGAGGAGGAAUGGGCAGUGGACAUCGUUCCCAUGAAGGCCCGGGAGGAGGAAUGGGCAGUGGACAUCGUUCCCAUGAAGGCCCCGGAGGAGGAAUGGGCAGUGGACAUCGUUCCCAUGAAGGCCCGGGAGGAGGAAUGGGCAGUGGACAUCGUUCCCAUGAAGGCCCGGGAGGAGGAAUGGGUUCUGGUGGUGGACAUCGCCCCCAUGAAGGCCCUGGACAUGGGGGACCUCAUGGCCACCGGCCGCAUGAUGUCCCUAGUCAUCGAGGCCAUGACCACCGAGGUCCACCACCUCAUGAACACCGUGGUCAUGAUGGCCAUGGGGGAGGCGGCCACCGAGGGCAUGAUGGAGGCCACAGUCAUGGAGGAGAUAUGUCCAACCGCCCUGUCUGUCGACAUUUCAUGAUGAAGGGCAGCUGUCGCUACGAGAACAACUGUGCCUUCUAUCACCCGGGGGUCAAUGGGCCCCCGCUGCCGUAGGCCGGCCCCACCCCGCCCGCACCCCUGUGGACUGCAGCCUUGCUCCUUUCACUCUUAUGGCUUCUGUGAGGCCUACUUCCCCUUUUCCCCAGCUGAUGAGGAGCCGGCCCCCUCCGUUCCCACCUGGUUGGGUUCCUGGGGGUUUCUGAUCACUGGUGCGCAUUGAUGUACAUACUCCCCUCCAGUCUGGAGAGGAGAGAGACUGGACACACUCUAUAUGCUGGACUGCUGAGACGGCUGGCUUCACUUUGUGAGGAGAUUCGCCCUGUGCCCCAAACCCCUUCCAGUAUUAGCCCCGAUGCCUGAGAACCUAAAGCUGGUCACCCUGGAGACCUCUGCUCUCCAAUUGCACAUGGAACUGAGUUGGUCACCUGCACUUAGGAAACCAAGCCAAGCCAAGCUCAUUAUCCCCUUGGGGUGAGGGGUGAUGAGGGGUACCAUAUAUCCCACUGCACUGAGGGCUCAAGCUGGCUGGAAUUGAGUUCUGGAACCACCCUCUCUUGUGCCCCUCAUGGGCCAGUCACUGUUGAGUCCUUUCUCAAGGAAGACUGCAACUGUUAGUACCCAAGUCUUUGUGGGUCUGCCAGGUUCAGUGAGGGCACAUUCAUAUCCAUACCUAGUUAAAAGUAGCUGGCGGAGGGGAGGCCUGCAGCGUUAGGCCACUCUUGCCUACAGCCAUGUUAGAGACUCCAUUAAACACUUCCGUGAGACCAGCUUUCAUCAACUUAGCCCGGGCGCACCGGGCCUAACGCACUACAUGCACUGCCUUUGGGAGUGGGCUUGCUCCUUACCCCAUAUGGACCCUGUCUGCGAGGCUUCUCGGGUAGAUUCAGCAGGAGUGGCCCCGCCCCAGUCCUCUCCUUCCCCUGUCUUGGCAUCAGUUGUUUUCUAUGAAAACAGUGGGUUGGUUUUGUGCAGGGUCUUGGGUUAGAACCACAAUGGAUUUGAGGAGUUUUUUCUUUUGAUUUUGUAUAUUUUGUACAUUAAUAAUAAACAGUGGAAAGAGAAGCAGCUUAUUUAA
Cricetulus griseus (Chinese hamster) is the source of this 6519-nucleotide messenger RNA. NCBI's taxonomy places the organism in Eukaryota, Metazoa, Chordata, Mammalia, Rodentia, Cricetidae. The record is from RefSeq and is a predicted model, not a curated record.